AUGACUGGCAAAAACACAGCUCCAGCUGCAGAGCCAGCUCCAGCAGCCCCGAAGGAAGAACCAGCACCAGCCUCAGCAGUGGAACAGCCCCUGGCCCCUGAGCAGCCUCCUGCCACGGAACAGCCCACGGCCCCUGCUGAUAAACCAGCUUCUAGCCCAACAGCAGAAGCAACUCCAGCACCCGAAGAAGGCUCCUUGGCUCCCCCAGCUGAACCCCAAGCCCCAGCCACUGAACCCGAACCUAAGAAGCCUAAAGCAGAGCCACCCAGCUCCCCCUUGUCCUUGGCCGUGGAAGAAGUGAGUGAAAAUUCGGUUACGCUGACCUGGAAAGCCCCGGAGCAGACAAGCUGCUUGGGUCUGGAUGGAUACGUGGUGGAGUUCUGCAAAGAUGGAAGUACAGACUGGAUCGCUGCAAACCAGGAGCCUUUUCUUUCCAUGCGGUACACAAUCCAGAACCUUAGCUCUGGAGAGAAGAUCCAUGUCCGUGUGAAGGCAGUGAAUGCCAGCGGAGCUAGCGUCCCAGCCACAUUGGAGCAGCCAGUCCUCAUCAGAGAGAUCCUCCAGCUCCCAAAGAUCCGUGUGCCCCGUCACCUGCGGCAGACUUACAUCAGGCGUGUUGGGGAAGCUGUGAACCUGAUGAUCCCUUUCCAGGGAAAACCACAGCCCCAAGUGAUCUGGACCAAGGGUGGCCAGUCCCUAGACACCAAGCGCAUCAAUAUCCGCAAUGGGGAGAAGGACACAAUCUUUUUCAUCCGUGAGGCGCAGCGCAGUGACUCUGGCAAGUACCACCUCACCAUCCGGAUAAAUGGAGCAGAGGACAAAGCCACCAUGGACAUCCAAGUGAUUGAGCCACCAGGCCCCCCCCAGAACCUGAAGCUGGUGGAUGUAUGGGGCUUUAAUGUGGCCCUGGAGUGGACCCCCCCGGCAGACAACGGGAACUCCGAGAUCAAAGGCUACCUGGUGCAGAAGUCAGACAAGAAGAGCGGGAAAUGGUUCACGGUGCUGGAGCGCUGCACCCGCACCAGCUGCACCAUCUCCGACCUCAUCAUGGGCAAUACCUAUUCCUUCCGGGUGUUUGCAGAGAACGCCAGUGGGCUGAGUGAGAAAGCAGCCGUCACCUCCAGCACAGCCCACAUCAAAAAGACAAAAACUGUUUACCAGCCUGAGAAGAUCCCCCAGCGAGACAUGAUGGAGCCUCCAAAGUUCACCCAGCCCCUGACAGAUCGAACCACCACCAGGGGCUACAGCACACACCUCUUCUGCUCUGUCCGAGGCUUCCCCCAGCCCAAAAUCAUCUGGAUGAAAAAUCAGAUGGAAAUACGGGAAGACCCCAAGUACAUAGCAAUGACUGAGCACGGUGUCUGCUCCCUGGAAAUUCGCAAGCCUAGCCCUUUUGAUGGGGGCAUCUACACCUGCAAAGCUGUGAACCCCUUAGGGGAAGCCUCAGUAGACUGCAAACUUGAUGUGAAAGUGGCAUGA
Struthio camelus australis is the source of this 1479-nucleotide messenger RNA. The record is from RefSeq and is a predicted model, not a curated record. NCBI's taxonomy places the organism in Eukaryota, Metazoa, Chordata, Aves, Struthioniformes, Struthionidae.